Paraglomus occultum is the source of this 300-nucleotide messenger RNA. The record is from the annotation of a GenBank genome assembly. NCBI's taxonomy places the organism in Eukaryota, Fungi, Glomeromycota, Glomeromycetes, Paraglomerales, Paraglomeraceae.
AUGAAUGGUCAGGACAUUUUUGCUCAUGUUAGAUCAAUCAUUGAGAUGGAAAAAGAAUUUUGCUUGAAGGUUGAUGAACUGCUCACAUAUUUACAAAUUCCUGGACACCUUCAUAGUUCAAGACAAGCAGUAAAUCAGAAUAAAUUGUUAUCGUUGGUUGAGGAUUUUUCCUUUGUAUAUGCAGUCAAAAAAGGAGAUGUCAUAGGAAAAGUCAAUGUUUGGUUAUAUGACAAUCCAGCACCAGCAAAAUAUGAUUUUAUUGUAAUGGAAAUUCUGUAUCACUUGAACAAUACCUGGAAA